Molecule: messenger RNA, 1061 nt
Organism: Mya arenaria
Lineage: Eukaryota; Metazoa; Mollusca; Bivalvia; Myida; Myidae
Product: agrin-like
Exons: 7
Coding region: 1-987 (328 amino acids)
Molecular function (GO): protein binding
Source: RefSeq, a predicted model, not a curated record
AUGCUCACAACCACGGCCAUUGCUGCGGGCCAAACAAUUGUCUGCAAAACCCAGCAGCUGUUGUGUAUCGAGACGGUCAUCAAGACUGUGGACUUGGAUCUGUGCCACGAGAUGCUGCACUUACACUGUGACCACCUUCAUGAUCACAUCGCCGUCCCACAAGAUUUCGUCUGUGGUACCAACGGCUUCACAUACGACAACCACUGCCUAUUUGCACAAGACCGGUGCAAGUUGAUGACCGACCACAAAAACCAGCAACACGGCCAGCCAAUCUUCACAUUGGACGUUGCUACCGAUGGCUCCUGUACCGGCACACCUUCGCCAAUUGAUGGGACUGGCUGCCACCACCAGGAGUGUAUCGACCCGGCCCUGUCGUCAACAGACGCCGAGAUCUGUCUCGAGCUCACCAAAGUUCAUUGCUAUGGCCACGCCUACGAGCCGAUCUGUGCCAGCGACGGCGUCACAUACAGCGACCACUGCACUUUUGCUAAAAAGAGGUGCACCAGGGACGGGGCGAGUUUGACGAUUCAGUUUAUGGGCGAGUGCCACGGUUCCGUUAACAUUCAGACAACGGUGGCCAUGACCGGUGCCAGCAGCACAGCUUCACCCGCCGUCAUGACCACCGCGGCCAACUCUGGAGGGACUGGCGGUGUAUCGGUGGCUAGCACCACGGCAUCGCCGAUUGUGAGCGGCGCAGGAAGCACGGCGGCACCGGCGGUCACUUCCACCACAAUGCCACCUACUACAACUACCAAUAAGGUGACAAUGACGUUAGCGACCACACCAGCGGCGACAACUCCGUCUAUCUCGGAUCUGCUUGUUGGCGUCUUUUGCAAGAAUAUCAACUCCAUCAUCUGUAAUCAGGGCUUCGACAUCGUGUGUGGGUCCGACGGCAAGUUUUACCCGAACCCAUGUGAGCUGAGCAAGGCCUCCUGUUUUGACUCGUCGCUGAAUGUCAUGCCCGACAUGACAGCAUGCAGUGUUUAGCCGCCGCCAGCCCCGAGCCCGCAGCCGCAGCCAUUUGUAGUGUUUUUAUUGUGAAAUAAACAUUGUGGUAUACA